CUCCCACCCCAGGGCCUGGGGGGCAGGAGCAGUGGUGCCAGGGUCCCAGAAGCCAGAGAGGGUUUUGGAGGCCUCCGUAGGGGGUGAGGGGGUCCUGGGGGUGAGUUCCAGGGUCUGCAGGCUUCGGGGGAGGGCCGGUCCAUCCACAUGCUUCCUGGUGCGGAGGGGGCUCGCUGGAUUCCAAGGACCAGGGCCAGGGCCUCCAUGGAGUCCCGUUGGACCCUAAAGCUCUGUCCCUCCAGCCUUUGUCCUGACCCCUGGGACUGACCCCUGGGACUGACCCCUGACUCCCGACAGUGUCUCCUGCCAACCCUUCCUAGGCCUCAUCCCCACCUCACCAGGAAGGCUGGGCUACCAUGGAGGCUGGCUGAUUCUUGGAGCUACCUAGGGCCCUAGACCCCCAGGGACUGGGACACCCUCCCCUUCAUGCUGGGGGUGGCAGGACAUAGGCCCCUCGCAGGCCCCCUGCCCUUCCCUGACACUCAGGACACAGAGGGCCCCUCUGUCCCAGCCCCACGACAAAGGGCCCGGUCUGGCCUUUACAGGCUGAGAACAAGAAGGACCCAGGUCCCCGUGGCCCUGUCGUGGGAUGGGAGAAAAGGAGGCGGGAGGCCAGGCUGGGACCUGGGGCCAUGCAGGGCCUGUUCUUCCGCCCAAAUUCCACCUUAAGCAGGCGGCGGCCCCUCCCUCCCACCUGGCCAGGUGUCCCCGCCCCCAGCUGCGCUCAGGGCUGGGCAGGCGUCUGUCUUCAGGCGGCUCUGGGUGAGGCUGGCGGGGCGGGGACUUCAGGGAGAGGGCCUCGAGGGACAGGACGUGAAGACAGUUGGGUUUGGAGGCGGCCGCCAGGCCCAGGCCCGGUGGACCUGCCGCCAUGCAGGACGGUAACUUCCUGCUGUCGGCCCUGCAGCCUGAGGCUGGCGUGUGCUCCCUGGCGCUGCCCUCUGACCUGCAGCUGGACCGCCGGGGCGCCGAGGGGCCGGAGGCCGAGCGGCUGCGGGCAGCCCGCGUCCAGGAGCAGGUCCGUGCCCGCCUCUUGCAGCUGGGACAGCAGCCGCGGCACAACGGGGCCGCUGAGCCCGAGCCUGAGGCCGAGACUGCCAGAGGCACAUCCAGGGGGCAGUACCACACCCUGCAGGCUGGCUUCAGCUCUCGCUCUCAGGGCCUGAGUGGGGACAAGACCUCGGGCUUCCGGCCCAUCGCCAAGCCGGCCUACAGCCCAGCCUCCUGGUCCUCCCGCUCUGCCGUAGAUCUGAGCUGCAGUCGGAGGCUGAGUUCCGCCCACAACGGGGGCAGCGCCUUUGGGGCCGCAGGGUACGGGGGUGCCCAGCCCACCCCUCCCAUGCCCACCAGGCCCGUGUCCUUCCAUGAGCGCAGUGGGGUUGGAAGCCGGGCCGACUAUGACACGCUGUCCCUGCGCUCGCUGCGGCUGGGGGCCGGGGGCCUGGACGACCGCUACAGCCUGGUGUCUGAGCAGCUGGAGCCCGCGGCCGCCUCCACCUACAGGGCCUUUGCGUACGAGCGCCAGGCCAGCUCCAGCUCCAGCCGGGCAGGGGGGCUGGACUGGCCCGAGGCCACUGAGGUUUCCCCAAGCCGGACCAUCCGUGCCCCUGCCAUGCGGACCCUGCAGCGAUUCCAGAGCAGCCACCGGAGCCGCGGGGUAGGCGGGGCAGUGCCGGGGGGCGUCCUGGAGCCUGUGGCUCGAGCGCCAUCUGUGCGCAGCCUCAGCCUCAGCCUGGCUGACUCGGGCCACCUGCCGGACGUGCGUGGGUUCAACAGCUACGGUAGCCACCGAACCCUGCAGAGACUCAGCAGCGGUUUUGAUGACAUUGACCUGCCCUCAGCAGUCAAGUACCUCAUGGCUUCAGACCCCAACCUGCAGGUGCUGGGAGCGGCCUACAUCCAGCACAAGUGCUACAGCGACGGAGCCGCCAAGAAGCAGGCUCGCAGCCUUCAGGCCGUGCCUAGGCUGGUGAAGCUCUUCAACCACGCCAACCAGGAAGUGCAGCGCCAUGCCACAGGUGCCAUGCGCAACCUCAUCUACGACAACGCUGACAACAAGCUGGCCCUGGUGGAGGAGAACGGGAUCUUCGAGCUGCUGCGGACACUGCGGGAGCAGGAUGAUGAGCUUCGCAAAAAUGUCACAGGGAUCCUGUGGAACCUUUCAUCCAGCGACCACCUGAAGGACCGCCUGGCCAGAGACACCCUGGAGCAGCUCACAGACCUGGUGUUGAGCCCCCUGUCGGGGGCUGGGGGUCCCCCCCUCAUCCAGCAGAACGCCUCGGAGGCGGAGAUCUUCUACAACGCCACCGGCUUCCUCAGGAACCUCAGCUCAGCCUCUCAGGCCACUCGCCAGAAGAUGCGGGAGUGCCACGGGCUGGUGGACGCCCUGGUCACCUAUAUCAACCACGCCCUGGACGUGGGCAAAUGCGAGGACAAGAGCGUGGAGAACGCGGUGUGCGUGCUGCGGAACCUGUCCUACCGCCUCUACGACGAGAUGCCGCCGUCCGCGCUGCAGCGGCUGGAGGGUCGCGGCCGCAGGGACCUGGCGGGGGCGCCGCCGGGAGAGGUGGUGGGCUGCUUCACGCCGCAGAGCCGGCGGCUGCGCGAGCUGCCCCUCGCCGCCGAUGCGCUCACCUUCGCGGAGGUGUCCAAGGACCCCAAGGGCCUCGAGUGGCUGUGGAGCCCCCAGAUCGUGGGGCUGUACAACCGGCUGCUGCAGCGCUGCGAGCUCAACCGGCACACGACAGAGGCGGCCGCCGGGGCACUGCAGAACAUCACAGCAGGCGACCGCAGGUGGGCGGGGGUGCUGAGCCGCCUAGCCCUGGAGCAGGAGCGUAUUCUGAACCCCCUGCUAGACCGUGUCAGGACCGCCGACCACCACCAGCUGCGCUCACUGACUGGCCUCAUCCGAAACCUGUCUCGGAACGCUAGGAACAAGGACGAGAUGUCCACGAAGGUGGUGAGCCACCUGAUCGAGAAGCUGCCGGGCAGCGUGGGUGAGAAGUCGCCCCCAGCCGAGGUGCUGGUCAACAUCAUAGCUGUGCUCAACAACCUGGUGGUGGCCAGCCCCAUCGCUGCCCGAGACCUGCUGUAUUUUGACGGGCUCCGAAAGCUCAUCUUCAUCAAGAAGAAGCAGGACAGCCCCGACAGUGAGAAGUCCUCCCGGGCAGCGUCCAGCCUCCUGGCCAACCUGUGGCAGUACAACAAGCUCCACCGUGACUUCCGGGCGAAGGGCUAUCGGAAGGAGGACUUCCUGGGCCCAUAGGUGAAGCCUUCCGGAGGAGAAGGUGACGUGGCCCAGCGUCCAAGGGACAGACUCAGCUCCGGGCUGCUUGGCAGCCCAGCCUGGAGGAGAAGGCUAAUGACGGAGGGGCCCCUCGCUGGGACCCCUGUGUGCAUCUUUGAGGGUCCUGGGCCACCAGGAGGGGCAGGGUCUUAUAGCUGGGGACUUGGCUUCCGCAGGGCAGGGGGUGGGGCAGGGCUCAAGGCUGCUCUGGUGUAUGGGGUGGUGACCCAGUCACAUUGGCAGAGGUGGGGUUGGCUGUGGCCUGGCAGUAUCUUGGGAUAGCCAGCACGGGGAAUAAAGAUGGCCAUGAACAGUCAC
This is a messenger RNA of Gorilla gorilla gorilla (western lowland gorilla), 3604 nucleotides long. RefSeq names its product plakophilin 3 (gene PKP3). The transcript is spliced from 13 exons. Gene Ontology annotation, cellular component: nucleus; cytoplasm; adherens junction. Bases 872 to 3265 code for a protein of 797 amino acids. The record is from RefSeq and is a predicted model, not a curated record. Gene Ontology annotation, molecular function: protein binding. Gene Ontology annotation, biological process: cell-cell adhesion. Lineage: Eukaryota; Metazoa; Chordata; Mammalia; Primates; Hominidae.